UCCAGUCACACUUCCAGCCGCCUGUUUGUGUGUGUUUGUGCGUGACAGAAAGAGAAAACGUGGAAGAAUCCUCCGGAGCUCCGCGAAAAGCCCAAAAUCAGGAUUCCUAGCUAGUGCAGUGGCUUCCGAAAUGCCACCAAUUCGUCGGCCCAAUGAGGGCCUUCUGGCGCGAGUGAAUUUCCCGCUGUACUCCAUCGAAAUGCUGAGCAGUCGUCAUGUUUUGGUGGCUGGCGGAGGAGGAUCCUCAAAGACUGGUGUGGCCAAUGGAUUUGAAAUCUACGAGAUUUACCACAACGGAGACAGAUUUGUGGCUGAAGAGGUCAUCAGGCAUGAGACUGGACCCAGUGUCGUUAUGAACUGUGCCGUCCGAAGUGACGGUCGACGGUCAUUUCUUGUGGCUGGUCAGGAGAGUCAUUGUCAGAUGUAUCAUGUAAAUACUAAGGUAAUCGAUGAAUCUACGGGCAGUGGAAAGGAGGGAGAGACGGAGAAGACAACUGUUCGUCAGAGACGCACGUCCACGCGUCAAUCUCAGAAUUCGGGAGUUGAGGAUAUCCCUCCGGAAAGGAAAAUGUCCUUCAGACGUCUGUCAUUUGACAUCAAGCCAGGAGACUCGGUACAGACGGAUUUUCUGGACAGGGAACCAAUCCAGAGGGUGGUGCGAUUGAGCUGGGAUUGUAAGUUGAUGGCCACAGGUGGGACAGAUGGUCGCCUGAGGCUGUGGAAUUUUCCCCGAAUGACCAAAUCACGUGACAUUGCGGCACAUUCGAAAGAACUGGAUGACCUGGAUUUCAGUCCAGAUGGGAAACUCGUGGUGUCAAUAGCCAAAGAUGGCUUGGGAGUGGUCUGGGAUGUGGCUACGGGAAAGGAAGCAGGAACACUUACCUGGCAACCGCCGGAAGGUAUCAAGUAUCUCUUCAAACGCUGCCGCUUUGGCGUGAUUGAGGACAAGAGGAACAAAUGUCGCCUGUUCACUCUGGCCAAUCCACUGGGCAAGUCCGGAAAGCAGAAAGGUUUCCUGCAGCAAUGGGAUCCGGAAACGGGAAUCCUACAGCGAGCAGUUGGCGUCGAUGAAAGUCUCUCGGCACUCUCGGUGCGAGAUGACGGACGUUUCGUGGCAAUUGGAACCAUGUUCAGUGGCUCAGUGUCCAUUCACAUUGCCUUCAGCCUUCAGCGAGUGCUCCAUAUACCCAAUGCCCAUUCCAUGUUUGUCACCGGACUUCAAUUUUUGCCCGUUCUCAGCUCCGAUGGCCCAGCCAUCUCCAGCGAUUCCGAAGCAGCUGUUCUCUCCAUCUCCGUGGACAAUCGCAUCUGCAUCCACAGUCUCCAGUACAGACAUACCCUUCCCGCCUGGGCAGCAAUUAUCCUCAUCAUCGUCAUUCUCUUUCUCACAUUCAUGCUGUGCUCUUACAUGGGAUUGUAGCUAAUUGUUCAAUAUUUAUUCCCUUAUCAAUAAGAUUUCUCGUAUACUUAAAAAUGGAGAGUUGCAUUUUUUUUACCUUGCCCAGGGGCAUCCCCAGGAAAAUACCUCGAAAAAACAAAUGAGAAAAACUUGCACUCCGGAAAUCGAACCUCAGAAGCGCCGAAAAGUGGACAAAAGAUGCUGAGCCAGUUUCAACCAAGAAUCAAAUACCGCUUAUAUGUAAAUUAAUCAAAUUAAUAUUGAAAAUUUUAGGACAAAAGUGAUUAAAAUAAAAACAAUUAUUAAAAAAA
Molecule: messenger RNA, 1710 nt
Organism: Phlebotomus papatasi
Lineage: Eukaryota; Metazoa; Arthropoda; Insecta; Diptera; Psychodidae
Product: prolactin regulatory element-binding protein
Exons: 2
Coding region: 131-1420 (429 amino acids)
Biological process (GO): protein secretion
Cellular component (GO): endoplasmic reticulum membrane
Molecular function (GO): GTPase activator activity; protein binding; guanyl-nucleotide exchange factor activity
Source: RefSeq, a predicted model, not a curated record